UCACAAGAUUGGGCGAAUUCUCAUCUCUGUUGUAACUUGUAACUUCCCUUCCAGCUUCGAGCCAGUUCUGUCUGCAAACUGAAAAGAAAUCAAGCCUCGAGAAAGAAAAACGCAGAAAAUGGUGAAGCAGAAGAAUAAAACGGCAUCGUUUUCAUUUUGGAAUUGGGUGAUAGCAUCUAUCAUCUUCAGACUGAUUCUAAUUUACUUCCCCAAAAACCUGAACCUAGCUUCUCGCCCCGAAGUCUCCACUCCUCUAACCAGCUUCCGUCGCCUGGCUGAAGGUUACUGGCUAAAGCAGUUAUCCAUGUCUCCUUACGCAGGAUCUAUGUACCACGGUUCCCCUUUGUUAUUGUCACUUCUCGGACCGCUUACCGUUCAGAGAAUUGAAGGACAGCCUAAUCAUCUUUUGUACAGUUUGGUUUCUGUGAUUGCAGAUGUUGUUAGUGCAAUUCUUAUUCGUGCUACUGGAAAGAAUCUUCGGCUUGUUUAUCUUCGUAGUUUGGAAUCAUUAGACAUUGUUAAACAAACCAAAGCUUCAGAGAUCCUCUCUCCCGGAGAUGCUGCUGCUCUUAUCUACUUAUGGAAUCCUUUCACGAUAGUUGCAUGUGUGGGCUUGUCAACAUCGCCAAUUGAAAAUAUGGCUGUCAUAUUGUGCCUUUAUGGAGCAUGUUCACGACUAGUUCCCUUGGCUGCUUUUGGAUGGGUCAUCGCAACUCAUUUGUCUCUUUACCCUGCUAUUCUGAUUAUUCCGGUGAUCUUUUUAUUAGGAUGCGGUCCAGAUGCCCCUCCUAGGAAAUUGUUUUUGCAAAAGAACCAUAAAGAGGAAGUAUUGAACAAGUCAAAGCUCCCUCUUGGCUUCUCAUGGAGGCCAAUCACUCAUUUUGCAUUUUGGGCUCUUCUGUGGUCAGCCUAUGUGUUGGCUCUGUGUGGCAUUUCUUUGCAACAGUUUGGUGGUCUAUGGGAAAUGUUUAAAAGUACAUAUGGGUUCAUCCUCACUGUGGAAGAUUUGUCUCCAAAUAUAGGCGUUUUAUGGUACUUCUUUGCUGAAGUUUUUGACUUCUUCAGGAACUUCUUUUUAAUAGUUUUCCAUGUGAAUAUUCUAUUUAUGAUAAUUCCAUUAGCCAUACGGCUUCACCACCGGCCCUGCUUCCUGGCUUUUAUAUACAUUGCCAUAUUUUCCAUGCUGAAGUCUUACCCAUCAGUUGGAGAUUCAGCACUGUACUUGGGUUUGUUGGGUUGGUUUGUUAACGAAUUAGCAGAUAUACAAUUCUCUUUCUUCCUCUUCUGUGGAUAUGUUGGAGUUUCUCUUCUUAGCCCUGUCAUGCACACCCUAUGGAUAUGGAGGGGCACCGGCAAUGCAAACUUCUACUUUGCAACUGCUAUGGUUUAUGCUUGCUUGCAGAUUAUCUUGGUUGUUGAGGGUGUAAGUGCCAUGCUAAACCAUGACAGAAAGUUGAGAAACCUAACCACUGGCAAGCCCCAAGAUGCCAAAUCUUAGAGUUGUUUUAACCAUGCCACACAUAUUUCUGGUUCUUUAGCUCUUCUUGACAUUAUGGAGAUCCUCAGCCGCAGACUCAUGCCAUAUCUUUGCCUGUCAGCAUUGUUGUAUCAAAAUCAUGCUUACCUCCAGUUGCAAUGCCUUUUUUCCCAGCAAUUGAGAGGUUACCACAUGCAUUGAGCCACAUGAUCUGUUGUUCCGAACUGCUUUCAAUGCAACACCGAGGAGAAUUGCUGCGAUCACUUCACAGUUUAUCAGGCUGUAUACGAAAUUGAAAUUUGUUAUAUAUAUAUUUUUAAUUUUAACAUAGAACCGUGUUCAUCUUAUCUUUUUAUUCUUUAUUAAAGUUUUUGUAGCUGCAUUUUGGUUUCCGAUUUUGAAGAACCCAAAACUUUUAUGAUAGUCAUCAUAAAUUUGUUAUAAAUGCAUGUUUGUUUGGUUGCAUC
This is a messenger RNA of Theobroma umbraticum, 1944 nucleotides long. RefSeq lists its product as uncharacterized. Gene Ontology annotation, biological process: attachment of GPI anchor to protein. Lineage: Eukaryota; Viridiplantae; Streptophyta; Magnoliopsida; Malvales; Malvaceae. The record is from RefSeq and is a predicted model, not a curated record. Gene Ontology annotation, cellular component: GPI-anchor transamidase complex; membrane.